UUGACCUUUCCUUUUGUCCCUGUCUAGUUCUUCCCAAGAGGAGAAAAGGCCAAAGGAGAUGGAUUCCCUAGAGGCCCAGCUGGCUGGCUUGAGGCAGGAGCUGGUGGCUUUGAGCCAGAGGCAAGCUGAGGUGCAAAAAGAAUUACACCUUUGGCCCGAGAAGAUGGCGGCCCUACGCAAUGAGGUGGAGUCUAAGGUCCCUGGCUGGAUUCAGCGGGUCCUUGGUAUUAAGCAAGAGGAGGUGCAGGCCCAGCUUCAUGACCUGGAGCACAGAAUCUUGAGUCAUGUGGCCCAAGAGUGGCCCAAGUCUGUGAGCAAAGCUGCUGCCAUCUUAAGACUGAGCCUUCUUAAGGAAGGAAUGACUACCGGUGUGACGAAGGAGGAAGUGAACCAGAUCAUAAAGGAGGCCCUGAAAGAACACAGUGAAGAUCGAAUCGGGCUUGUGGAUUAUGCCCUGGAGUCCUCAGGAGCCAGCAUUGUCAGUAGCCGCUCCUCAGAGACAUACGGCAUCAGGACGGAGUGGUCUGCCCAUUUCACUCUGUUGGGCAUCCCAUUGUGGCGCUAUUUCCAGUCGCCAAGAGUCAUCCUCCAGCCAGAUGUCUACCCUGGCAACUGCUGGGCAUUCCGGGGCCCCCGGGGCUUUGUCGUGGUGCGCUUGUCUGCCCGGAUCCAGCUCACUGCCAUCACUUUGGAGCACGUGCCCAAAGCCCUGUCCCCAAACAGUGACAUCCCCAGUGCCCCAAAGGACUUUGUCAUCUUGGUGAGUACCCGAGCCUGGCAGCUCUCCUUUCCAGAGUGGCACAAAGUCGUUUCUUAACAGCAGCAUUGCCAGGUGAGCAAUGCAAGGCUGUGCCCAUUUGACACAUGAGACAUUGAGGCUGAUCUCCUCACUCCAGGCCCAGCCCUUCUGUUCCUCCUCCUCUAC
This is a messenger RNA of Vombatus ursinus (common wombat), 925 nucleotides long. Its product is annotated as SUN domain-containing protein 2-like. The coding region runs from base 59 to 817 and encodes 252 amino acids. The record is from RefSeq and is a predicted model, not a curated record. Gene Ontology annotation, biological process: nuclear envelope organization. Gene Ontology annotation, molecular function: protein-membrane adaptor activity. Lineage: Eukaryota; Metazoa; Chordata; Mammalia; Diprotodontia; Vombatidae. Gene Ontology annotation, cellular component: nuclear envelope; meiotic nuclear membrane microtubule tethering complex. The transcript is spliced from 5 exons.